CGAAUCCGAAACAAGAUUGAUUUUUUAAAAAUAUGUCCCUUUUUUAAUUGUUGUUUGUAUGUCUGAGCUCUUAGAAAUUAUUAAAAAUAUUUUUUGGAGUAAAACCUCUAAAAUAUUAAUAUUAGAUAUUUUUAGACCUAUUAAAUUAAGUAAAACCGUUCUUAAUCAGGAAAUUCUAUUGACUGUGAGGCAAAGUACACUUCUUUAUAUAUAUCGGACACUUUGAAUUAAACUCAGAAUAAUUUCACUUUAUUUUACGAAAAAAUAUAGGUAACAUUUGUCCUAAAGGUGGUUAAAACAGUUAAAAACCACAACAGAUAUAAUCGAUAGAUAGUAAUUGUUCUCGAUUGCUUUUGCCUUAGUGUGCAUCACUAGCAGGAGACGUUUUACAUGCCUGAGUUCCUCUUCCGCGCGUCUUAAAACAUGAAAUCCUCCUCCUGCAGCCUCGGAGACAUUCGGCAGCGGAUAGAUGAAGUCGUGCAGUUUUUGUCUGUAACACUGCCUAUCGCCAAUGCUCACACUGUGGAGUUUUACACCCAAGAUGUGUGGAAGCGGUUCAUGGCGGUGUCACCGGAGGAGGUCCUGUCAGCCAUUAUGUCCAACGGCGACCAGCAGGGGGAGCCAGAGCGCAAAAGAAUUGAACCGUCAGGGACCACGUUUGGGUUUUGCCCUCAAUCAAACAAGGUGGUUGAUAUCCAUGGAUUUCUGCAGGCCGCUAAGGCCCACUCUCUCCCUGGACUUGAAGAAGUCUGCAUGAGCAGAUCUGAAUUCCUGCUGGAGCUCAAAGGGUCCACUGUUCUACCUGAGAUUGUUACAGAGCUGGAACCAGAUGAAUUUAUGAACUUUAAAAAAUCUCAUGAAGUCCAGUCCAUGUCUGAGGUGGUGGCCCGACUGGCCCGGCACUCUGGAGUCAAACAGGUGAUAGAUGUGGGCUCAGGGAAGGGCUACCUGAGCUCCUUCCUGUCUCUGCAGUACGGCCUUCAAGUUUACGGCAUAGACUCGUCCAGCACCAACACCCACGGUGCUCAGGAGCGGAACAGGAAGCUGAAGAAGUUCUCCCGGGUCUACCAGAAACAGGCAAAAGCGGCGAGGACUCCAGGAAAAGCCGCAGCUCCGAGGGGGAUUUCAAAAGUUGAACCUGGGCUGAAGGAAGAUGAGGAUGUUUUAUGUGUCGAUGCAUCAAGAAAUGAGGAAGAGCGGGUGCCAGUCGCCUCUUCAUCCUCAGCAGCGGGGAGGCAGUCGGAGUGGAAUCCAGAUUCAGAGGAGCUCUUCCUCAGCGUCCUGUCAGCAGACGUGAUGGAGCCCGCCUCCCCAAGAGUUCCCCCAAGUCAGCUGAGUGAUGAAGAAAAGGAAAGGAGGAAGAGGGAAAACUUAGAGAGGAAGGCUCAGAGCAGAAGAGACGGCGCCAGCGACGUGUUUUCGCCGCUGACAUCCUUUGUGACGGCAGAAACUGAGCUGCGGGAGCUCAUCACCGAGCUGGAGGACGCGGUCAUGGUCGGCCUGCACACAUGUGGAAACUUGGCUCCCAGCACGCUGAGGAUGUUUGUGGCUAAACCAGAGCUGGCCUCAGUCUGCAGCGUGGGCUGCUGCUAUCACCUGCUGUCUGAGGAGUUUGACCCUGCUGGACCAGAGUGUUUGGACAGAUCGUGCGGUUUCCCUCUGAGUCAGUACCUCCGUGACCGGUCCUGCUUCUGCGGCAGAAAUGCCAGGAUGUCAGCAUGUUUGGCUUUGGAAAGAGUUUCUCUUGGCCAGGGGAUUCAGAUGGAGUCUCUGUUCUACAGAGCAGUCCUUCAUGUCAUUCUGAGAGACCACUACAGCUCCUUUAAAAGUGAGAGGCGAGUGGGAAAUGUUUACUCGAAGGCUAAAUCGUUUCUGGACUACGUCCGUCGAGCUCUGCGCAAACUGGAACUGGAUGACUCGGAGCUGUCAGACGACGACAUUCAGGGUUACCACGACAGAUACAAACCGCGUAUGGCGGAGAUGCACGCCUUUAACAUGCUGAAGGUGACACUUGCUCCCUGUAUUGAAGGACUGAUUCUCCUUGAUCGCCUUUGCUACUUGAAAGAACAGGAAGAUGUAACAUUUUCUGCCCUGGUGCAACUCUUCGACCCUCUGCUGUCACCAAGAUGCUACGCGGUUAUCGGAGUCAAGACUUCCACGAAGAGAAAAACAAGCUGCUGAUUGUAGAGAGGCUGUACGACCAUGAAAAAUGAAUUUAAAAGCAGUCAUUUUAUUAUUAUUUAGUUAUAUCCUUCAUUUUUUUUAAAGAUUCAUAUUUUACACUAUUAAAUAUUUUAUCAUCU
Oryzias melastigma (Indian medaka) is the source of this 2303-nucleotide messenger RNA. RefSeq names its product methyltransferase like 25 (gene mettl25). Bases 424 to 2181 code for a protein of 585 amino acids. NCBI's taxonomy places the organism in Eukaryota, Metazoa, Chordata, Actinopteri, Beloniformes, Adrianichthyidae. The record is from RefSeq and is a predicted model, not a curated record. The transcript is spliced from 12 exons.